AUGGGCGUCGUGAGGAUGAUCGCUCGCGGCGCGAACGCUCACGGGAGCGCGGGCGUUCGUUGGAGAGGUCACCGCGGAGGCUUGAGCGCUCGCCGCGGAGGCCAGCCUUCCGCGCAGAUCUGGUCCCUCUCGCACCAGAUCACCGAGGAGAAGGUGCAGAGCGAGAAGGAAGAGGCGGAUCCGAGUCCCAGCACCGUGACGUGGGGCGCGGCGACGGCGCGCGCUCUCCAGGCCAGCGACGGCAUCGCGAUGGGAGGCACGCUGGCGGCGCGCGCUCGCCAGAUCCGCGGCUGCAGCGUGACGAGAGGCGCGAAGGCGGCUAUCGCUCGCCUGAUCCGCGGCCGCCGCAUGACGAGAGGCGCGGAGGCGGUUACCGCUCGCCAGUUCCGCGGCAGCGCCGUGACGGAGAACGCGGAGGUAGUGCGCACUCGCCAGAUCCGCGGAGGUAUCACGGCAGGAGGAGCGAAGGGGACUCGCGCUCACCAGAUCCGCAUCACUAUCAUGAUGGGGGACGCGGAGAUGGGUAUCGCUCGCAUGACACGCAACGGUAUCAUGGAGGGAGGUGGGGAGGCGAGGCGCGCUCGACGGAUUGGCGUCAGCGACACGAGGAGAGCCGAGGAGACAGAUAUCGCUCGCCGCCGCGGCAGCGAAGCAGGGAUGGAAGGCAGGGCGGUGGGUCUCGCUCGCCUGGGCGAUACAGGCAGUGUGACGAAAGACAUGUCGGAGAAGGAGGACAGGAUCAACGCAGCAGCAGAGGGGGAGGCAGCGGGCUGA
Molecule: messenger RNA, 774 nt
Organism: Closterium sp. NIES-65
Lineage: Eukaryota; Viridiplantae; Streptophyta; Zygnematophyceae; Desmidiales; Closteriaceae
Source: the annotation of a GenBank genome assembly